AUGGCUUACCACAGACAUGCAGGGCCCGGCAGCUAUACUGUGGGCACCAUGUCAGAACGCUUCGACUGCCACUAUUGCCGUGACGCACUGCAGGGGAAGAAGUACGUCCAAAAGGAAGGCCGCCACUGCUGUGUCAAGUGCUUUGAGAAGUUCUGUGCAAACACCUGUGCGGAGUGCCGAAAACCCAUCGGAGCUGAUUCCAAGGAGCUGCAUUUCAAGAACCGCUACUGGCAUGACAGCUGCUUCCGCUGCUUCAAGUGCUCCACCUCUCUGGUGAACGAGCCCUUCAUGCUGAAGGAGCACAACAAAGUGUGGUGCAGCAAAUGCACUACCCUGGAGGAGGCGCCCCGCUGUAAGGGAUGCCUGAAGCCCAUCGUUGCAGGCGAUCAGAAUGUGGAGUACAAGAAGACCGUCUGGCACAAGGAGUGCUUCACUUGCAGCCAGUGCAAGGGGGUGAUCGGCACAGCCAGCUUCUUCCCCAAAGAUGACGAAAUCUACUGUGUCUCCUGCCAUGAGCAUAAGUUUGCCAAGACCUGUGUGAAGUGCAAGAAUGCUAUCACUUCUGGAGGGGUCUCCUAUGAGGAGCGGCCUUACCACGCAGAGUGUUUUGUGUGCGCCACUUGCACAAAGAAGCUGGGUGGCCAGCGCUUCACUGCUGUGGAGGACUUGUUCUAUUGUGUCGAUUGUUACAAGAACUUUGUUGCCAAGAAGUGUGGUGGCUGCAAGAACCCCAUCACAGGCUUCGGGAAAGGCUCCAAUGUGGUCAGCUACGAAGGUCGAUCCUGGCAUGAUUAUUGCUUCAACUGCAAGAAAUGCUCCAUCCCGCUGGCUAACAAGCGUUUUGUCUGUCAAAACGAGCAAAUUUACUGCCCUGAUUGUGCCAAGAAGCUGUAAGGGAUGAUCACAGGGGUGCCAC
Molecule: messenger RNA, 916 nt
Organism: Euleptes europaea (tarantolino)
Lineage: Eukaryota; Metazoa; Chordata; Lepidosauria; Squamata; Sphaerodactylidae
Gene: FHL1
Product: four and a half LIM domains 1
Exons: 6
Coding region: 1-894 (297 amino acids)
Biological process (GO): muscle organ development
Molecular function (GO): transmembrane transporter binding
Source: RefSeq, a predicted model, not a curated record